Molecule: messenger RNA, 2199 nt
Organism: Astyanax mexicanus (Mexican tetra)
Lineage: Eukaryota; Metazoa; Chordata; Actinopteri; Characiformes; Acestrorhamphidae
Product: zinc finger protein 665
Exons: 4
Coding region: 171-1937 (588 amino acids)
Source: RefSeq, a predicted model, not a curated record
CUUCUCCAGCGCUUUGAAACAGAGAAGAAGAUGAUCCAUCCCUUUGAUCUUCUGCUCAGGCCGUGCUGUUGGAGGAGGAGCAGCAGGAACAGGACAGUGACGGAAUGAAUGACUUCCUGCUGAAAACCAUCCUGUGCUCAUAGUGUCUUCUAAACAUCUGAAACAUCUGGAUGUUCUGCAAGAAGAUCAAGAUGAUGAAAUCACCAGAAAUCAAAUGUGAGAAUUUGGAAUCUGAAAUAACCCCCAGUCCUCAUAGUAACACAGACUCUCACAGACAGACAAAUGAAGAUACAGGCCAGGAGAAAACUCAGCAUUGCUCAGACUGUGGGGAAAGUUUUAUAGACCUAGAAACUCUGAAAGCACACGAGCUCAUCCACGCUGAAGAGAGACCAUAUCCGUGUUUAGAGUGUGGCAAAAGAUUCAGCGUGGAGAGUAAUCUCAAAACACACCAGCGCAUUCACACUGGAGAGAAACCGUAUCACUGCUCAGAGUGUGGAAAGAGUUUUAAUCAACAAACAACCCUCCAACGACACCAGCGCGUUCACACUGGAGAGAAACCGUACCAAUGCCCAGAGUGCGGGAAGCGAUUCAGUAUUGAGGGUAAUCUAAUAACACACCAGCGCAUUCACACUGGAGUGAAACCGUACGAAUGCUUGGACUGCGGGAAAAGAUAUACUGUUAAAAACAAUCUCAAAACACACAUGCUCAUUCACACUGGAGAGAAACCGUAUCAAUGCUCAGAGUGUGGGAAGAGCUUUCGAGACAAAGGUACUUACAAAACGCAUCAACGCAUUCACACCGGCGAAAAACCAUAUCGCUGCUCAGAAUGCGGCAAGACUUUCAGUCUACACCAUUAUCUCAAAACCCACCAGCGCAUUCACACUGGAGAGAAACCGUAUCAGUGCUCGCAGUGCGGAAAGAGCUUCACUGAUCACAGUUACAUCCUAGUGCACCAGCGCAUGCACACUGGAGAGAAACCGUAUCACUGUUCAGACUGUGGGAAGAGUUUCAGCGAUAAUCAUAAUCUCAGAGUGCACCAGCGCGUUCACACUGGAGAGAAACCGUAUCACUGCUCGGGCUGUGAGAGGAGUUUCAGGCAUAUAAAUUCUUUAAAAAUACACCAGUGUACUAACAAAGAGAUGAAGGAUGGCACGACUAGAUCAAGCAAUAUUUUAUCCAGCACCCAACAAACCUCCUCUGGUGUAUCUUACAAACAAAUGCAGAACAUUUCCAGGAGAGAAAGAACUCACCUCUGUUCACAAUGUGGCAAGAGUUUUACUCAAAUGGGUCAUCUGAAAACACACCAGCGUAUUCACACAGGAGAGAAGCCCUACUGCUGCCCAGAGUGCGGAAACCGAUUUAACCACCAGAGUUCUUUCCAGAGACACUUACGCAUUCACACUGGAGAGAAACCGUACAACUGCUCAGAGUGCGGGAAAAACUUUAAUCAGCUGAUUACUCUCCAACAACACCAGCUCAUUCACACUGGAGAGAAGCCCUACCAGUGCUCAGAGUGCGGCAAGUGUUUUAACCAACCCAGCACUCUCCGACAACAUCAGCGCAUUCACACUGGGGAGAAACCGUAUCAGUGUUUGGAGUGUGGGUUGAGUUUUACUAAUCAAAGUAACUUUCAUCACCACCAGCGCAUUCACACCGGAGAAAAACCCUACUACUGUUCAGACUGUGGAAAGAACUUUAACCAACAGAGCACUCUCCAGCAACACCAGCGCAUCCACAAAGGAGAGAGGCCAUAUCUCUGCACCGAGUGCGGAAAAAGUUUUACAAAUCAGAGUCAUCUCCGCCAACACCAGCUCGUUCACACAGGAGAGAAGCCGUAUCCCUGCUCAGAGUGUGGGAGAAGCUUCAGUAGAUUGAGUCAUGUCCAACGACACCAGUGUGUUCACAGAGAAAAGUGCACUGAGACUGGGAUGGGAUGAUAACCCAUGAAAUAAAUGAAUGACUUCCUGUGGAAAGACUUCCUAUGCUCAUUGUGUCCAUUUUCCUUUUCACCUCAAAUUUACUUUCAGCAACAUCUGGAGAAACCACCAAAAGGAUAAAGAUAAAGAUAAAAUGUGAGAAUAUGGCCUUCAAAAAAAUGCGCCCCAAACACAAAUAUGGAGGCUAAUACUGACUGUCUGAUAUCAUGAACACACAGAAAUUUUAAAAGUAUUUCAAGACAAUAAAUGGUAUAUUGGUGUA